CUUUCUUUUUUUGUGUUUUUUUGGACGAAGACUUUUCUUAUCGGAAACUUUGUUUUUUCGUAAGGAAAUUCGAUUGUGUUUUUUUAAAUUGAGAACGUGAUAUUUUUGAAAUAAUGUGUUAUAGAAGCGCAUUGAAAUGAAUUCGCGAAUGCCUUGAGCAUUGUGGCAAAUACGUUAUUGAAAUCUUUAUUGCUAAAUAUUGAUGAAAAUGAAUUUUGAAGAUCACGACGAAUUUUUGUGCAGAAUUGCUAAAACCCUGUACUAUGGGAAAACGUCAUCAUUUGACUCGGUCAGCCUUCCUUUAACUGAACUUGCUGCUGAACUAUACAAUGAAGUGAAGAAAGACAGUGGCUUGGAGCGACUUCAGGUUAAAGAGGUCGCAGAAUUCAAUCAGAAUGCCUGCGUUUCCACUUGUUCUCUAGUAUUAGCGAUACUGUAUUUGGAAAAAAUAAAGUCUGCAAAUCCUGAAUACAUAGAAAAGGUUGCUCCAUCGGAAUUACUGCUCGUUUCUUUGCUUGUUGCUUCCAAGUUUCUGAAUGACGAUGUCGAAGAAGAUAUGGUGUUGAAUAGUGAAUGGGCUGUUUGCGCAGGGUUAACGGUUAAACAAGUUAAUCAAAUCGAGAAAAAAUUCUUACAAGCUAUUAAUUGGGAAAUUUAUGUGCCCGAAAAUAAAUUUUGGUCGAGGUUGUUAGAAAUGGAAAAAUAUCUGGCCAAUCAAGAAGGAAAAAGACGAGGAUGGUACUCCUAUACCGAAUUAAGUAUUCUUUUAUGUUUCAAGGAUUUCGAAGUUGUUAAAGAUAUGUUGACUUGUUAUCUCAUGUGUUGUAUUAGCUACACAGCUAGUGUAUUAUCAAUGAUUGGUUUCGGUUUAUUAGCCAUUCAAGUUCGGGAUAUCAUUAUGAACAACGUUUCAUUUAAUGGAUUAAUCUCGGAAUCUGGAUUAUCUACGACUUGUUGUUCUUCCGCUUCGAAUACAACCGAUAUUACCAACCCACCUUUUGCUGCAUUUAGCAACGCUUCUGAAAUUUCAGAUGAUUUAUUAACCGAUGAAAUUGAUUCGUGCGACUUGAAGACUCUUAGUACUGAAAAUAGCUGUGAUAAUACAACCUGUUCUCGUUGUUUUUCCAAUGUCACCUCUGAACGUUUUUAUUUAUCAGUUAAAUUACCUCUAACAUAUACGGAAAUAUUGAACUUACUUCAGCGGAAUAAGAAGUCUAAUGUAAUUAAGAAAAAAUCGUUAAUAUUUACCAAGUACGUGUGACGACUAAUGUAACGAAGUCGUGCGCUUGAAUAAUUUAUGAAUUUUUUCUAAAAAAAAUUAACGAUUUCAUUCCCUAUUGUUUUCUUGUAUUGAUUGUUCUGAGUUUUGUUGUUGUAAGUUUAAAUAAUAUAAUUUCCAAAAUUUAUAAAAUUUUGUAUUUGAAACAUUGAGCAUUAAAAAAAUUGAAAAAACUUGUUUAAUUCUAAUUCUUAAUUAGAUACUUCUUCCGCUGUACUUAUUUUACAAAGCUUAGCUAAUAAACCGCUCAGCUGUAAAAGUGAAUUGACGCCUUGCACUAUUCUCAAAUGGGUUAACCCGAUUUCCUG
Molecule: messenger RNA, 1587 nt
Organism: Planococcus citri (citrus mealybug)
Lineage: Eukaryota; Metazoa; Arthropoda; Insecta; Hemiptera; Pseudococcidae
Product: protein CNPPD1
Exons: 6
Coding region: 203-1261 (352 amino acids)
Biological process (GO): regulation of cyclin-dependent protein serine/threonine kinase activity
Cellular component (GO): cyclin-dependent protein kinase holoenzyme complex; nucleus
Molecular function (GO): protein kinase binding; cyclin-dependent protein serine/threonine kinase regulator activity
Source: RefSeq, a predicted model, not a curated record